Ictalurus furcatus (blue catfish) is the source of this 2335-nucleotide messenger RNA. Its product is annotated as meiosis inhibitor protein 1-like. Gene Ontology annotation, biological process: meiosis I. NCBI's taxonomy places the organism in Eukaryota, Metazoa, Chordata, Actinopteri, Siluriformes, Ictaluridae. Bases 778 to 2328 code for a protein of 516 amino acids. The record is from RefSeq and is a predicted model, not a curated record. The transcript is spliced from 14 exons.
AGCUAGCUGUGUGAGGUGAGAGUCUUUAUCCGUUAGCCGUUAGCUAGCUGUGUGAGGUGAGAGUCUUUAUCCUUUAGCUAGCUGUGUGAGGUGAGAGUCGUUAGCCGUUAGCUAGCUGUGUGAGGUCAGAGUCGUUAGCCGUUAGCUAGCUGUGUGAGGUGAGAGUCUUUAUCCUUUAGCUAGCUGUGUGAGGUGAGUCUUUAGCCGUUAGCUAGCUGUGUGAGGUGAGAGUCUUUAUCCUUUAGCUAGCUGUGUGAGGUGAGAGUCGUUAGCCGUUAGCUAGCUGUGUGAGGUGAGAGUCUUUAUCCUUUAGCUAGCUGUGUGAGGUGAGAGUCGUUAGCCGUUAGCUAGCUGUGUGAGGUGAGAGUCUUUAUCCUUUAGCUAGCUGUGUGAGGUGAGAAUCGUUAGCCGUUAGCUAGCUGUGUGAGGUGAGAGUCUUUAUCCUUUAGCUAGCUGUGUGAGGUGAGAGUCGUUAGCCGUUAGCUAGCUGUGUGAGGUGAGAGUCUUUAUCCUUUAGCUAGCUGUGUGAGGUGAGAGUCGUUAGCCGUUAGCUAGCUGUGUGAGGUGAGAGUCUUUAUCCUUUAGCUAGCUGUGUGAGGUGAGAGUCGUUAGCCAUUAGCUAGCUGUGUGAGGUGAGAGUCGUUAGCCGUUAGCUAGCUGUGUGAGGUGAGAGUCUUUAUCCUUUAGCUAGCUGUGUGAGGUGAGAGUCGUUAGCCGUUAGCUAGCUGUGUGAGGUGAGAGUCGUUAGCCGUUAGCUAGCUGUGUGAGGAAGGUAAAAUGGCGACUGUAGACGUGGUGUAUGAGAAGAUUCACCACAGACACGAUCCGCGGUGGUGCGCGUGCGUGGGAACAGGACAUGAAGUCAGAGCGGGCGCAAGCCUCAGGGUGUGUGUCGCGUGCGUCAUCGAGCUAAUGGACAGCCAGGACGUGUCGGUUGUGCGUAAGUCAGUGGCUCUGACUGGUGUAGGAGAGCUGCUGAAGACUGAAGGAGUGAUGAGGGAAAUCCUGCAGCAGGAUGACCGAGUGUGUGUGCAUUUCACCUCCUCAUUACUCAAGCUGCUGCAGUGUGUGGAAGAUCCCUCUGUUCUGGAUAAAGUCAUGCAGGGUGAGAGGAGAAAUAACGUAGUGCUGGUUCAGCUGCUGUUGGAUCUGAAGACAGAGCAGUUAGUGCAACAUGUGAUGGAUCAGCUGCAAACACAGCUGUGUGAGGUGAAGUGGUUCCUGGUAUGUGUAACGUUUCUGGGUAAAUUGCUGGAUGCUGUUCCUGCAGUAGCCCACAUGCUGUCCACCUCACACUUGUGUGUGUUGGAGAGUAUGUGUGUGUGGAUGGUGAGUGCAGAUGAGGAGCUGAAGGCGGAGGUGUGUUACGUGUUCCGUGGUGUGUGGGAGUCGGAGGCGGCGCUUCGUUCUUUCCCGCAUGCACUCAGGGAAAGAGUGUGUGUGUUACUGCUACACACACUCACACACGCCUGCUCACACCAACUCAUCAUCAACUGCCUCGGGCUGCUGUUACUGAUGCUGCGCUCAGGAGAGACGGUGUGUUUUCUGAUGAAUCAGGGAGAAGAGACACAGCAUCCAGAGCUCCAGCACUGUUCACUACCUCUCAUAUUAAAGAGGUUGUUGUUGAGUAGUGAUGAGUCUGUGCAGGUGUGCAGUGUGCAGUGUGUGUGUGCUGUACUGAAUCACUCCACUCAGUACUGCACCUCCUUCAUACACAACGACAUACCAGAGUUCCUGUUUGAGCGUUUGAGCUGCAGUAAUGACGUGCUCCUGUGGUGUGUGUACAGCUGUGUGUUGCUGCUGUGUGAAGACCCGGUGUUUUUCUCUCAGUGCCACUCUGUGUACGGUGUUGAGUCAGUGGUGCGCAGUUUGAAGGCGUCACUGAAGAUGUCUAACCUUGAAGUACCGAAACGAGGACUACAGCUGCUUACAGCUAUACUGGAGAAGCAGCCGGCAGGUGUGCGUCUGUUCCCGAUUGGUCCAGCGUUUGUGGGUGUGGCUGAAGUGGUGAUAGGGGGCGUGGCUUCCCCCUGUCUCAGAGUAGCAACCCAGGCAGCACGAGCAGCUUCUGCACUGAUGAAGAUGCAUCACCAGUCCACUCCAGUGCGUUAUGGAGAGUUAAAAAAGAUUGUGGAGGCUUUGUCAUUCAAAUUCACAGAGUUACCCUCACGGCCCAUCUCACAACGCAGAAGGUGUUUUGCAGAUUCUGAGUCCAGUUCUCAGUCCACCAAAGCAGGAGCAUUUUUAAUGCAGGCACUGGUCUGCUUUCAUGAAGCCUGCAGGUCAGUAACACACACACACACACACACACACACACACACAGCAUAGAAUGAUA